AUGGAGUUCCGAAUAGAGUUUGCUGGUGGUUUAGAGCAACUGGUAUACGGGGAGAGCAAAAGUGUCUCUGUUUCCUUUUCAUCUGCCUCCCCGGAUGUGCGUCUAUUUCACGUUGUUUCCUUUGUGGCUCGUCACCUGCUACGCUCCAAGCCCGAGCUCUUUGCAGUUGCCUAUACACCCCAAGACCCAGAGGUGAGUGAGCAGCUGCAUGAGGCGCAGCAACGAGCUGCGGCGACGCCAGCGGCAAGCGAUACAAAGGCAGAGCCGGGAUCCGCGAACCUCAGCAGCACUUCUUUCUCAACGGAGGAUCUAUUACAAGGAUGCAUGAAGGUGCGGGGGGGCGUACUUGCCCUUAUCAACGAAACUGAUGCAGAGAUCUUGAAUGGACCCGAAACACGAGUUCAUCAUGGGGAUACGCUUACCUUCAUCUCCACGUUACAUGGGGGCUAA
Messenger RNA from Cyclospora cayetanensis, 450 nucleotides. RefSeq names its product ubiquitin-related modifier 1 homolog. Lineage: Eukaryota; Apicomplexa; Conoidasida; Eucoccidiorida; Eimeriidae. Gene Ontology annotation, cellular component: cytoplasm; nucleus. The record is from RefSeq and is a predicted model, not a curated record. Gene Ontology annotation, molecular function: protein tag activity. Gene Ontology annotation, biological process: protein urmylation; tRNA thio-modification. Bases 1 to 450 code for a protein of 149 amino acids. The transcript has a single exon.